Diaporthe batatas is the source of this 2556-nucleotide messenger RNA. RefSeq lists its product as uncharacterized. The coding region runs from base 756 to 2255 and encodes 499 amino acids. Lineage: Eukaryota; Fungi; Ascomycota; Sordariomycetes; Diaporthales; Diaporthaceae. The record is from RefSeq and is a predicted model, not a curated record. The transcript has 2 exons. Gene Ontology annotation, molecular function: aspartic-type endopeptidase activity. Gene Ontology annotation, biological process: proteolysis.
UCGUGCCAGCCCGUGCCAGCCCGUGCCUGCACUUGUUGGACACCGCGACUGCGCGACCGCUCGGGUCUCGACUUUCGUCUCGUUGUUUCGUCUCGCAGCCAGGCCUGUCCCUGCCCCUGCCCCUGCCCCUGCCAUGCUGCUCCCCAACCCUCUCGACGCUCUCCUUCGCCCGAACAGCUGGUUCUGUUAUUCCAUUCUUGACUAUUCUCGUUCUCGACCUGAUCUUCCCAGUUAAUUAAUUGCCUUUCGGCUGUGCUCAUCGUGCAGUACCACCGACCCGACGGCCCUAUUCUCGACCCUGGCGGCCGCUUUUCUUUUUCCUUUUUCUAUUCCUAUUUGCUUCUGGUUCUUGUCGAUUAUUUCUUAUUCUUGUCCAAGGGGCCCGUUUGCUGACCAUCGGACCAUCGCAUGAACCCGUCUGGAGGCAGCCACCCCUCUCCCGAGACCGCAUUGGACGAGCAGGCAACGCAGGCAGAAAGGGGUCGCAUUCAGGUCUGCCGGCAGUUCAAGGUCGCACUCACUCGCUCGACUCGACUCGACUCGACCCGGCUGGGAGGACUCCGACGACACUCAUUCAUCGACUUGAUCUCACUCACUACUCAGUUCGCCCCAUCGACAUCGCCGGCUGCUGGUAUAGCUAGCUCCUUCUCUCGAACCCAGGCACAGAAUCAUAAUUCACCGGCGAGCAUCACAUCACUCUGUACCCAUGCGGUGGCGGUCGAGGGUAGCUUCUCUGUGACUUUCCCCAGCCUUCAAUGGCGUCCUCCUCCACAUUACAGCUUUUGCUCCUGGCAAGUAGCUUCUUCCAUGGCGCCUGGGCCCAGGAAACAGAGAUCCAGAACCACACGUGCAUACACAUGCCCAUUGUUCACUCCACAAACAAGAACAUCUUUUCGAAACGAGCAGUCGAGGUCCAGCUGGCCAACCGCUCUGAUGUCGCCUACUAUGCCCAGCUCAACAUCGGGUCGCCCGCACAGCCCGUCUACGUGCAGCUCGACACUGGAUCCUUCGAGCUAUGGGUCAACCCGACCUGUUCGGUACUGGACCCGUCAGACCAGGAAUUCUGCAACGCCGUCGGCUUCUACGACGCCACAAAGUCAUCCACCGCCGUCAACAUGCAGACCACAAAGACCCUCAACUACGGCAUAGGAUCCGCCAACAUCACCUACUUCAAGGACAGCAUAGCCCUUCCCGGCGCCCAGUCAGCAAUGACCGCCGUGCAGUUCGGAGUCGCCACCUCGAGCAAAUCUCAGUUUUCCGGCAUCCUGGGCAUCGGGUACGGGCUCGGCCUCACCACCAGGUACCCCAACUUUGUCGACCAGCUGGCCGCUCAGAACCAGACCAAGGUCAAGGCGUUCAGCGUCGCCCUGGGCAGCAAGGAUGAAGGGGAGGGCGUAAUCGUGUUUGGCGGCGUGGACACGUCAAAGUUCGCGGGGAGCCUGGCCACCCUGCCGAUCGUCCCGGCAGCCGACAGCCCGGACGGUGUCCCGCGGUACUGGGUCUCGAUGAACAACAUGUCCAUCACCCCGCCCAGCGGCAACAGGAAGAUGUACCCCAACACCACCAUGGACGUCUUCCUCGACACCGGGUCCACCCUCACCCUCCUGCCCCAGGCCCUCUGCGACUCGCUCGGCGCCGACUUUGGCUCCCCCGGCAUGGACGACAGCGGCUUCUACCCCAUCGACUGCUCCCUGGCCGACCUCCCCGGGACCGUCGACUUUGACUUCAACGGCGUUCAGAUCAAGGUGCCAUACAACGAGUUCAUCCGCUCGUCCGCCGGCUCAUUUGGCACCGAGAGCUGCGUCCUGGGCAUCACCCCUAGCGACUCCUUCACCUUACUGGGGGAUACUUUCAUGCGCUCUGCUUAUGCCGUCUUCGACCUUGAGACCGAUGCCAUCCACAUGCAGCAGUACACAAACUGCGGCGCCACGCCCGCCGCCAUUGCCAGCGCCGCAGACCUCACCACCCUCCAGGGCAAGUGCUCCAUCCCGCGCACCAUGGUCCCGGGGCCGGGCACCGGCUCGGCCUCAGAACCUUCGUCCACGGACCCGGCUGGCCGCCCCACCGGUCCCGGUUCUGGAUCCGGCUCCGGCUCAUCAUCGGGCCCCGCCCCGGUGUCGACGGGCGCGGCGGCAUCUCCCGGGGGAGGUGGUUCCUCGUCCUCGGGCGGCUCGUCCACCUCGGCGGCCCACCUGAGGCGCUGCUCGCCAGCGGCUCUUGCCGUGGCCAUGGUGGUGCUGCUGGCCCUGAUCUGACCUAAUCUUGCGCGUACAUAUUAUCAAUAUUGCAGGUGUCCCCCUCUCUUGUCAAGGGGGACUGGCGUGGGCCGGCUGGCUGCUCUGAUUUUGUCGAGUGUGCAUCAAGCGGGGCGAUCGAUCUGUGUUUCUCCUCUACCUUUCGGUCGCAUCAAUUGCACCCGGGUGUGUGUUUAAUGCAUUUUAAUUCGGCGGGGAGAGUGUGCACUUAGGAUACCACUUUUGCGAGAUCUUGCAUGGAGAUAUGGCGUUUACGUAGAGAUGUAGCAUUGAAUCGAAAUCGAAAUCGAAAUCGAAAUCG